Messenger RNA from Pan troglodytes (chimpanzee), 2602 nucleotides. RefSeq names its product speedy/RINGO cell cycle regulator family member A (gene SPDYA). Gene Ontology annotation, biological process: G1/S transition of mitotic cell cycle; positive regulation of cell population proliferation; positive regulation of cyclin-dependent protein serine/threonine kinase activity. Gene Ontology annotation, cellular component: nucleoplasm. Bases 216 to 1106 code for a protein of 296 amino acids. The record is from RefSeq and is a predicted model, not a curated record. The transcript has 7 exons. Lineage: Eukaryota; Metazoa; Chordata; Mammalia; Primates; Hominidae. Gene Ontology annotation, molecular function: protein kinase binding.
GCCCCCUCGGCCGGCUGUGUGCGCUGAUUGGCCCCUGCCGGCCUCGCGCUCCCUCGCUCCGGGUUGGCGGGAGACCUUAGAGCGGGUACCGCUGCUGGCUAGCGACAGACGAGCAACCGUCUGAGGCCAGGAGCGCUGCGGCGGAGCCUUGACCGCCGUUGCCCGGCCUUCUCCCGCGCAGCCCCGGGCUUCCGCAGGAAUAUUGGGAAACCAAAAUGAGGCACAAUCAGAUGUGUUGUGAGACACCACCUACUGUCACUGUUUAUGUAAAAUCAGGGUCAAAUAGAUCACAUCAGCCUAAAAAGCCCAUUACUCUGAAGCGUCCUAUUUUUAAAGAUAAUUGGCAAGCAUUUGAAAAAAAUACACAUAAUAACAACAAAUCUAAACGCCCCAAAGGACCUUGUCUGGUUAUACAGCGUCAGGAUAUGACUGCUUUCUUUAAAUUAUUUGAUGACGAUUUAAUUCAAGAUUUCUUGUGGAUGGACUGCUGCUGUAAAAUUGCAGACAAGUAUCUUUUGGCUAUGACCUUUGUUUAUUUCAAGAGGGCUAAAUUUACUAUAAGUGAGCAUACCAGGAUAAAUUUCUUUAUUGCUCUGUAUCUGGCUAAUACAGUUGAAGAAGAUGAAGAAGAAACCAAGUAUGAAAUUUUUCCAUGGGCUUUAGGGAAAAACUGGAGAAAAUUGUUCCCUAAUUUCUUAAAGUUAAGGGACCAGCUCUGGGAUAGAAUUGACUAUAGGGCUAUUGUAAGCAGGCGAUGUUGUGAGGAGGUUAUGGCCAUUGCACCAACCCAUUAUAUCUGGCAAAGAGAACGUUCUGUUCAUCACAGUGGAGCUGUCAGAAACUACAACAGAGAUGAAGUUCAGCUGCCCCGGGGACCUAGUGCCACACCAGUAGAUUGUUCACUCUGUGGUAAAAAAAGAAGAUAUGUUAGACUGGGAUUGUCUUCAUCAUCAUCUUUAUCCAGUCAUACAGCAGGGGUGACAGAAAAACAUUCUCAGGACUCAUACAACUCACUGUCAAUGGACAUAAUAGGUGAUCCUUCUCAAGCUUAUACCGGUUCUGAAGCCAACUUUAGGGUGAAUACUAUACCUCCACUCAGCAGAUAAGGAAACUGAAGCUUAGAGAAGUUAAAUAAUUUGCCCAAGGAGCUGGAGUGACAUGUGAACCCAGGUCUCUGACUCCAAACUAGAGCCUGAAUUCCUAAAUAUUAUGGUCUACUGCCCUUUUGAUGCAAUCCUGCUGUUGGCAGUGAAAAUAAGCUGCCACGGAAGCCUUCUAGCAGACUACUAAGGAGGUGGCGAAAGCAUUAAGAUCUAAGUCCCUGAUGAAAGGCUACAUGAAGUGAGCUGGGAGAGAAUUCCAAGAAUUUGAACAGAUAUUUACAGAAAGCAAAACAGAAGCAGUUAUACAUAUUUUAUUCAGACCAACCACUGUAGAUAUCAACAGUAAUAACACUCCACAGUAUAGGCCUUGACAUCUCAACAGGAAAUUUGAGUGCACCUGGGGAAGAAGGGGCUGUGCCAGUCAGUAUACUUUGGAGAAAAAAUAAAGGUCUUUGAGGGAUUGUGGAUGAAAAGUGGCGUAUUAACUUAGGGGAGUUGUAGAAGGAACUGUGUGCUUUCAUCCUUUCACUGGGCGAAAGCCAUGAUUUAGGAUUUAUAGGUCCUAUACAGGAAGGAACAAGUAUUUACCCAUAGCCAUUUUAUUCUGAGUAUUAACCCAUGGUUAACUGUAAAACUCUUUGUUUCAGGAUGUCAGAGUGUAAGCAAUAUAAAGGAAAAGUAUUGAUUGUACACAUAUUUUACCAGUAAAAAUAUACAUUCAUUUUCCUCCAAUAGUUUUAAUGGAAAGUGAGCUCACUGGGAGUAGAGGGGAGAGUGCAGGAUAAUAGGGACACACGAUGCUACAGGAGUGGGAUGAGUCUCUCACUGCCUAAACAGCUGCUGAUUUAGUGACCUCUACUAGCAAAAUUUUCUUCCUCCAUUCCACCUAAGGUUGGAAUCAUCUGAUAGUAUGUGGUUGCAAAAACUGAAUUCAGCAUUCUCCAAGAAAGACACAAAAAGUUUAUGCUCUGCUUUAGACUUCUAUGCGAAACUUAGCAUAGAUGGUGAUCAGUGCUUCCACCUUUCUUUCAAACACAAGCAAACAACUCAAUUUGCAGGUAAAGACAUGUUUUCCUACCUUAAAAUUUAUUUUGUUAAAAACAACACAUUCAAAUAAAAGUUUUAGAUAAACAUGUUUAUGACAUUUAUUAAGAACAAAAUAUUUUUCAAUUUGACAAGGUGGGGUAAAAAUACUGUCAAAAAUUUGAUUUUUGGGGCCGGGCACGGUGGCUUGUGCCUGUAAUCCCAGCACUUUGGGAGGCCAAGAGGGGGCGGAUCACCUGAGGUCAGGAGUUCCAGACCAGCCUGGCCAACAUGGUAAAACCCUGUCUCUAUUAAAAAUACAAAAAUUAGCUGGGUGUGGUGGUACAUGCCUGUAAUCCCAGCUACUCAGGAGGCUGAGGCAGGAGAAUCGCUUGAACCUGGGAGGUGGAGGUUGCAGUGAGCUGAGAUGGUGCCACUGCACUCCAGCCUGUGCAAAAAGAGCAAAACUUCGUCUC